UUUUGGCCAGGGUCCAGCACGUGCGCACGCUGGCCGCCCGGGGGUGCCCUGUAGCGCCGAGGGCCAGGAGAACGGCGGCGGGACCAGGAUUCGCGUCUAAUCUCGAGAAGCUGGCCACCGCAACAACAACCCCAUCGCGCGCCUCCUGAGCCUGCCACGCCCCUACGAGCCCCCGACGACGUGCCAUGAAGCCGCCCGGGCCGAGCGCUUCCUCGUAGACCCUCAUCCGCACCCAGCACCCGCACCCGAAGCUGCUGCGCCGCCGCGAGAAAUAGCUCGCCGCCUGCACCAUGGCGCCAGGAGGGGGAAACAUCAAGGUCGUGGUCCGGUGCCGGCCGUUCAAUGGCAGAGAGAAGGACCGCAAUGCGCAAUGCAUCGUCCGCAUGGAGGGCAACCAGACCAUCCUCUCGCCGCCCGCGAAUUCGGGCGCCGUGGGCAAAGCCGCUGGCAAAGCCGCCCUCGAGGGCCCAAAGAACUUUGCCUUCGACCGCUCGUACUGGUCCUUCGACCGCGCCGCCCCCAACUACGCCGGACAGGACAACCUGCACGAGGACCUGGGCAUACCGCUGCUCAAGAAUGCCUUCGACGGCUACAACAACUGCAUCUUCGCAUACGGCCAGACGGGCUCCGGAAAGUCGUACUCGAUGAUGGGCUACGGCAAAGAGUACGGCAUCAUUCCCAAGAUUUGCCAGGACAUGUUUGAGCGCAUCGGGAGCAUGACGGACAACAACACAAGCUGCACUGUCGAGGUCUCGUAUCUGGAAAUCUACAACGAAAAGGUCCGCGAUCUACUCAAUCCCAGUAACAAGGGAAACCUCAAGGUCCGAGAACAUCCCUCGACCGGUCCGUACGUCGAGGAUCUGGCCAAGCUGGUCGUGCGCUCCUUUGCCGAGAUCGAGAACCUCAUGGACGAGGGAAACAAGGCCCGUACCGUUGCCGCCACCAACAUGAACGAGACGUCUUCGCGCUCGCACGCCGUCUUCACUCUGAUCCUGACUCAGAAGCAAAAAGAUGUCGAGAUGAACAUGAGUGGGGAGAAGGUGGCCAAGAUCAGCUUGGUCGAUUUGGCUGGUUCAGAAAGAGCAAACUCUACGGGAGCCACGGGAGCUCGACUCAAGGAAGGUGCCGAGAUCAACAGGUCGCUGUCGACCCUCGGUCGUGUUAUUGCAGCGCUGGCUGAUGCUUCGAGUGGAAAGAAGAAAGUGCAAGUCCCAUACCGAGACUCUAUUCUGACUUGGUUGCUCAAAGACUCUCUUGGUGGCAACAGUUUGACGGCCAUGAUUGCCGCCAUCUCGCCUGCCGACAUCAACUUUGAAGAGACGCUUUCCACGCUGCGAUACGCCGACUCCGCUAAGCGCAUCAAGAACCAUGCUGUUGUGAAUGAAGAUCCCAACGCACGUAUGAUCAGAGAGCUCAAAGAGGAACUGGCUCAGCUUCGCUCCAAGCUGAGUGGUGGCGGCCCUGCCGGCAUGCCCCUUGAAGAACAGUAUGCACCAGAUACGCCCCUCGAGAAACAGAUUGUCUCGAUCACGCAGCCAGACGGAUCGAUCAAGAAGGUGUCCAAGGCCGAGAUCGUGGAGCAACUGAACCAGUCCGAGAAGCUGUACCAGGAUCUAAACCAAACUUGGGAGGAGAAACUCGUAAAGACCGAGGCUAUCCAGAAGGAGCGGGAGGCUGCACUUGAAGAACUCGGUAUCACCAUCGAAAAGGGCUCCGUGGGCUUGUCAACACCCAAGAAGAUGCCGCAUUUGGUCAACUUGAGCGACGACCCCUUGACUUCGGAGUGCCUGGUGUACAACCUGAAGCCGGGCGCGACCACCGUUGGCAAUGUAGACACUGAGAAUCAGACAGCUGACAUCCGUCUGACUGGUGCGCAAAUACUACACGAUCACUGUACGUUCGAGAACGUAGACAGUGCAGUAACAGUCAUACCCAAUGGUAACGCCAGUGUCAUGGUUAACGGGAUCCGCAUCGAUAAGCCCAAGCGACUACGGAGCGGGUUCCGCAUUAUAUUGGGUGAUUUCCACAUCUUCCGCUUCAAUAACCCGCAAGAGGCACGAGCAGAGCGCGCUGAGAUCGGCACAAGCUUGCUCCGCCAUACCGUAACCGCAAGCGCUCUCAACUCUCCAUCACCACGGCCAAGCCACGAAAGAUCUUUUAGUACAGUAAGUCUAGCGGCCUCUGAUGUUGACUCGGACAGCCCACGAGCUUCGUCGCCGGCAUUUUUCCAGCGGGAACGUGUCUCCGACUGGUCGCUUGCGAGGAGAGAGGCGGUGACUGCGCUUCUGGGUCCUGACCAGAAGAUUGCAUCCAUGCCAGACGAGGAAUUCGAUGCGUUGUUCGAUGACUUACAGAGACUACGAGCCACGCGAAGAUCCAGACCAGAGAGCAGGAUAUACGAUGUGAAUUCUGAUCCAGAAGACAUGGAAUCUGUGAGCUCGUAUCCUGUUCGCGAAAAGUAUGCAUCGAACGGGACCAUCGAUAACUUCUCUCUGGACACAGUCCUUACAAUGCCUUCAACACCUCAACCUGGCGAAGAAGAUGAGAGCUUCCGACAGGUCCGCGAAAGUAUGCAAGAGAGGCUCGAAAAACAAAAGGAAGACUACCAGGCUAAGCUGCGCUCAUCCGGGGAUGAGAAUGUCGAGAUCGAGGAGAUCAAGGCGGAGAAAGCGCGAAUGGAGGAGAACCUUCGUGCAGCGAAGGAGGAGAUGCAGAAGCAGUUGAAAGAACAGAAAGCAGCCUUCCAUCGUCAGCUCAAAGAGCUUGGACACGAACCUCCGCCGGAGCCGCCGCAGCCGCCAGAAGAAAACGCAGCCGAGAUCGAAGAACCUAGUGAGCAGCACACAGUGCUCGUCAAGAGCGUCUUCGACCAGUGGCGAAAGCGCAAAUACGUUACAAUGGCGGAGACGAUUCUUCAGAAUGCCGCGACGUUGAAAGAGGCGCAGGUUAUGAGCCAGCAAAUGGAUAAAAAUGUAGUCUUCCAGUUCUGCAUUGUAGACGUUGGCCACAACAUUGCGUCCUCGUACGACCUGGUUCUCAACGGCAUCCCGGGCGAGGACGAUGAGUACCUGGAAAACACCCCGAAACCAUGUGUUGGCGUAAGGGUGGUUGACUUCAAGAACGAGGUUGUGCAUCUCUGGUCGCUCCAGAAGCUCCGCUUCCGCGUACGCGUGAUGCACCAGAUGCACCAGUACAUGAACCGACCAGAGUACCUUCAACACUUCAGUCUCGAGAACCCAUUCUCGGAACCUUGUAUGCCAGAAUUCUCGCGCAUUGGCGAUGCCGACGUCCCACUUGCUGCUGUUUUCGAAUCCAGAGUACAAGAUUUCAGCCUAGACGUCAUCUCUCCGUACACGACGAACGUGGUUGGCAUAAUACGCUUAGCCCUCGAACCUUCUUCCGCAGAAGCCCCUUCGACUACACUAAAAUUUAAUGUCGUCAUGCACGACAUGGUCGGCUUUCCAGAAAGAGAAGGAACUCAAGUCCACGCCCAGCUUUUCCUUCCAGGUAUUUCUGAUGAGAGCGGCGCGACGACUACGCAGAUGAUCGCCGACUUUGACGAAGGACCAGUUCGAUUUGAGAGCGUUCAUAGCAUGAGCAUCCCAUAUCCAAGUCCACGAACCACGUUCCUGCGCGUUUCCAUCUUCGCCAAAGUCACGUCUAUGCAUCUCGACAAACUACUGAGCUGGGAUGAUAUGCGUGACUCGGCACCGCGGCCAACGCAGAAACGCCGCAAGGCUCGUCUUGCAGAAUCCGAAUUCUACACCGAGGACACGCACGACAUAUUUUCCCGCAUACAAGUCCAAGAGAUAUCUGAAGACGGCACUUAUAAGCCUGUCGAUGUCAUUCAGAGCGGCGCCAUGGACGCGGGUGUCUACCAGCUCCACCAAGGGCUCCAACGCCGUGUCGUGGUCAAUCUCACGCACACCAGUGGCGAUACUCUCCAAUGGGAAGAUGUUACCUCCAUGCGCGUAGGACGUCUCCGCCUCGUCGACACCGAGGGCAACUCUCCUAGCCUCGACAGCAGUCCCGUACGCGAGGUUCCUAUCAAGCUUGUUUCUCCACCCGUCGUCAAGUCUAACGCUGAUGGCACCGCGAAUGUGACCUUUAUCGGCCAAUGGGAUUCGUCGGUCCACAACUCGCUACUCCUUGACCGCGCAACGCCAGAUAAGUACCGCGUUCAGGCAUCUCUUCUUUUCAACGUGACAUCCACGAAACUUGCCGAGCCUAUGGUCUUUAGUCUUGAUCUCGCACUGCAGGUUCGUAGCAGAACGUACAUGCGGCAGGUCUCGCUGUUCUCUUUCUCGAACUUCUUUGCCCAGCAGCGCGUCAUCCACUCCACAGUUGGCGUGUUCAGUAUCGCUAUCCGUCCUACCAGCGUAAAGCGCGCUACAGAUCUCUGGCGGAUGAACACCAACGGUGACUACAUCAAAGGCGAAGAACACCUCAGCGGAUGGACGCCUCGAGGCGUGUCCCUCGUUCGAGACUAUAUAGCGCUCAAUAAGCGCCGCCAGCGCAUCGCUGAGAUCGAGACCGCGCGUUCUGUCCUCUCCUCCCGCGCCCUCACUACCUUUCCCUCCUCCACCUCCACCACCUCCCUCGACACUCGUCAAAAAGACCUCCUUCAGCGCGUGAUAGGCCUCUGGAAGAACGGCCGUGCCCCGGCCGAAGUCAUUCUCAACUCCACGAAUCUAGAGCCGCCCACCAACGGCGCCGCAUUCGCACCUCGCAGCCCCGAUCAUUCACCAUCUCGCGCGCCAAGCCUUGUUGCUACCGUGCGGUUCGUCCCAAAGAACCCAGAUCUGCUCAAGUCCUCGUACCUGCUCACGCCCGAUCCGACCAACACUCGGUGGGUGCGUCGCUUCGUCGAGCUCCGGCGGCCCUACCUGCACAUAUAUAGCGCCGAGGGCGACGAGCUGAACGCCAUCAACCUGACCAACGCGCGGGUCGACCACAGUCCGCAGAUAGCGCGAUUGCUGACGGGUGCGUCUGCGGGGCCUGGUGAGGGGCGCGGCGCCGGCGGCGUGGGUGACAUGGUGUGGGCCGUGUUCGCGAAGAGCAACACGUACGUCUUCCGGGCGCGGAGCGAGCGUGAGAAGAUUGAGUGGAUACUACGGAUCGAUCAGAGCUACUUCAGCUCUGAGAAUAGCGACGAGAGCAGCAACUGAUCGGAGAGGACAACGUUUCUUUUGUUCACAGCAUACACGAGUGUUCGGUCGCUCACGAGAAAAAUGUCUCUUUUGUAAUACGUACGGCGAAGAUACCCUGGGCAAUAGAUGCUCGUUGGUUAUUGGUGUGUUUUGUAUAACGUGCAUUAGACGGGGAGGAUAGUGGUCCAGAUGGCUGGCCAGCUUGGAGUGCAGUGUGAAUACUAAUUGUACAUAAAUUAUCAACUUUACGGCG
Paraphaeosphaeria sporulosa is the source of this 5403-nucleotide messenger RNA. Its product is annotated as kinesin family protein-like protein. Gene Ontology annotation, molecular function: ATP binding; microtubule binding; ATP hydrolysis activity. Gene Ontology annotation, cellular component: kinesin complex; microtubule. Gene Ontology annotation, biological process: microtubule-based movement; cytoskeleton-dependent intracellular transport. NCBI's taxonomy places the organism in Eukaryota, Fungi, Ascomycota, Dothideomycetes, Pleosporales, Didymosphaeriaceae. The record is from RefSeq and is a predicted model, not a curated record. Bases 291 to 5168 code for a protein of 1625 amino acids. The transcript has 2 exons.